AUGAAGGAAAAUGAAAAGGAAAAUGAAAACGAGUUUAGAAAACAAGUUUUCAGAGACAUUUCUUCACCCUUUAAUCUCGUUGCUCUAGAAACAAUUUCUUGUCAACAUGAAAAGUCGGCACAAAAACAUUUAACUGUAACUCACGCGAACAUAACAAUGUUACAGAGUCAAGCAUUUACAUUCAAUAUCGUAAUUCAAAUCUAA
Messenger RNA from Clunio marinus, 204 nucleotides. NCBI's taxonomy places the organism in Eukaryota, Metazoa, Arthropoda, Insecta, Diptera, Chironomidae. The record is from the annotation of a GenBank genome assembly.